AUGCAAAAGGCAGAUGAUUCAACCUGCAAAUUCCAAGGCAAAGUUAAAUUACCCGAAUUAUCUAAAGAUGGGGAUGUAAUUCUUGGAGGAAUUUUCAAUGUACAUUUGAACAGCUUUCACCAGAUUCAUUCAUUUACAGGUCAACCCGUGGAAACGACGUGCAGCAGUUUUGAUUUAGAGGUCUUUCGCCUUGUCCAGACCAUGAUUUUUGCAAUAGAAGAAAUUAACCAAAACCCUGUCCUCCUUCCGAACGUUACACUGGGCUACAAAAUUCAUGACAAUUGCGCUUCUUCUGCUCUUGCAACGAAGAUAGCCCUGUCGCUUGUCAAUGGGCCAAGAGAAAUGGAACCCAUUCAGACUUGUAGUCAACGUUACACGAAGAGCGUCGCUGCUUUCAUUGGUUGUACCAGAUCCUCGGAGUCUGUGGACAUUGCAAGAACUAUCGGGCCCUUUAGGAUACCCAUGGUUAGUUACUACUCCACUUGCGCAUGCCUCAGUAAAAGGCAAGAAUACCCUUCCUUUUUUAGAACAAUACCGAGCGAUCAAUAUCAGUCCAAAUUGCUAGCUCAGCUUGUUGAGACGUUCGGAUGGACUUGGAUUGGAACAAUAAGAAGCAGUGAUGAAUAUGGUAUAUUCGGCAUGCAAGCAUUUACGGAAACUGUCGAAAAGCUUGGAAUUUGCAUUGCUUUCUCUGAGUCUCUUCACAGAACUGAUGGCGGAGACAAGAUAAGACGAAUUGUAGAGGUGAUUAAAAAGGCAACCACGAAGGUUAUUGUGGCAUUUUCUUCGUCAUUAGAAAUGGAAAUAUUGGUUAAGGAAGUUGUACGCCAAAAUGUUACUGGCAUUCAGUGGAUAGGAAGUGAAGCGUGGGUUUUAUCAGACUUGCUCGCUCCAGAGGAAAGUGCUAUAUUUCUCCGCGGCACAAUAGGUCCUAUGGUUCGUAAGACACAAAUAAGAGGCCUGCGAGAUUUCCUUAUGGAUGUUCAUCCUUCCAUGUAUCCUGGUAACUUGUUAGUAAACGAGUUUUGGGAAACGCAGUUUGGGUGCAAACUCAUGUUAGAAAAUGGUACAGAUCAGUCUGAUACCACAUCUGUAUUCCCUCUGCACUGUACGGGGGAAGAAAACCUCAAUCAAACACAUAAUUCAUAUUCUGACUUAACUCUAGAUGGGAGUUCUUACAAUGUAUACAAAGCGGUAUAUGCCGUCGCCCACGCCCUUCAUAACAUGUUCUCAUGCAAAGACAAGGAAGGACCAUUUAAAAAUAACACCUGCGCUCACACCCUAGAUUUCAAACCGUGGCAGUUGCUUCAUUAUAUGCAUUCAGUACAAUUCACCACUAAGAGUCAGGAUAAAAUAUAUUUUGAUGAAAAUGGAGAUCCAGUUGCUUCAUAUGACUUGGUCAAUUGGCAAACUAAUGCUCAAGGACUUAAAGAGAUCACGACAAUUGGCUAUUAUGAUGGAUCUGCCCCUUCAGGAAAAGAACUGGUGCUGAAUAAAGAGGCUAUUAUAUGGAAUGAAGGCCAGAGAAAGGUCCCACGUGCUGUUUGUUCUGAAAGCUGUCCGGCGGGAACACGGAAAGUAUCCAGAAAAGGAGAACCAAUUUGCUGCUUUGACUGCACACCUUGUGCUGAAGGAGAGAUUAGUAACAAUACAGAUUCCAUAGAUUGCGUUAAGUGCUCCUUGGAAUAUUGGUCCAACCAGCAAAAGGAUCGGUGUGUCUCCAAAGGAAUCGAGUUCCUCUCCUUUGCCGACACCUUGGGGAUUGUGCUUGUGACAUUAGCGUUAGUUGGAGUCUGCACAACGGCUGCUGUAGCUGUUGUAUUCCUUCAAUACAAACACACCCCAAUUGUUAAGGCAAAUAAUUCCGAACUAAGUUUCCUUCUUCUUUUUGCCUUGGCACUUUGUUUUCUCUCUUCCCUUACGUUUAUUGGACAACCAUCAGUCUGGUCUUGUAUGUUGCGUCGUACAGCCUUCAGCAUUAGCUUUGUUUUGUGCAUUUCUUGUAUUUUGGGCAAAACCAUCAUUGUUGUUCUAGCAUUCAAAGCAACACUUCCCAGCAAUAACGUAAUGAAGUGGUUUGGUCACACACAACAACGGUUAAGCGUGUUAAUCCUCACAUCUAUUCAAUUUGCAAUCUGCGUUCUCUGGUUAACUAUAUUACCGCCGUUUCCACUGAAAAAUUCAACACACUAUAGGGAUGUUAUUAUUUUGGAGUGUGAUUCCGGGUCGAGAACAGCGUUUUAUUGUGUGUCGGGCUACAUUGCUAUCCUGUCUUGCAUCUGCUUUGUUCUUGCGUUUCUAGCCCGAAAAUUACCGGAUAAUUUCAAUGAGGCCAAGUUUAUAACUUUUAGUAUGCUAAUCUUCUGUGCUGUUUGGAUAACUUACAUUCCAGCGUCAGUCAGUUCCCCUGGAAAAUACAGUACAGCUGUAGAAGUGUUUGCAAUUCUAUCAUCGAGCUUUGGCUUACUUGUCUCUAUAUUUACACCCAAAUUUUACAUCAUCUUGCUGAAACCAGAAACCAACACAAAGAAACAUUUGAUGAGUAAAAACGCUGAAACAAAGAUAAAAUAA
Messenger RNA from Callorhinchus milii (elephant shark), 2571 nucleotides. RefSeq names its product extracellular calcium-sensing receptor-like. The coding region runs from base 1 to 2571 and encodes 856 amino acids. Gene Ontology annotation, biological process: G protein-coupled receptor signaling pathway. The record is from RefSeq and is a predicted model, not a curated record. NCBI's taxonomy places the organism in Eukaryota, Metazoa, Chordata, Chondrichthyes, Chimaeriformes, Callorhinchidae. Gene Ontology annotation, cellular component: membrane. The transcript has 6 exons. Gene Ontology annotation, molecular function: G protein-coupled receptor activity.